CCGCCUGUGACCCCAGCAAGGGCCUCGACCCCGACCCUCCUCGAGGCAUCGCCACCCUCCGCCCCAGCCCCGGCCCUGGAGGUCCAGCCGCGGGCACGAUGCUGCCCAGCUCCAUCCAGAUUUCGGGAGAACCUCUGUCAGGCGCCGAGGUGCGGGACAUCUGCCGCGGCCUGCGCGACAACGCCGUGCGCCUGCUCUCCCUGCGCGGCUGCCGCCUCUGCGACCGCGACUUCGGCCGCAUCUGCCGGGCCCUGGCUGGGGCCACGUCCCUGGCGCAGCUCAACCUUAAUCUGGGCGUCGUGUCCAGCCCCAGCCGCAUCAAGCAGCUGGCGGAAGCGCUGCGGACCAACCGCUCCAUCCAGUCCCUCUUCCUGCAUGGGAGCCCCUUGACAGAUGCUGGGCUGGCCUUGCUGAACCCAGCCCUGGCACUCCAUCCUGCCCUUGUGGCUCUGGACCUGGGGGACUGCAUGCUGGGCGACGAAGCCAUCAACCUCAUCUGUGGCCUCCUCCCCCCAGACGGGGCCAAAUCUGGCUUGAAGGAGCUAACACUGAGUGCCAACCCUGGCAUAACCCCUAAGGGCUGGAGCCGCCUUGCCAUCGCUGUGGCCCACAGCUCCCAGGUCCGCGUCCUCAAUCUGGACUACAAUCCCCUGGGUGACCAUGUGGCAGGGAUGUUGGCUGUAGCUGUGGCCUCCAGCCGUACCCUAGAAGUCCUAGACUUGGAGGGCACAGGGCUCACCAACCAGUCAGCUCAGACUCUGCUGGACAUGGUAGAAAAUUACCCCACAGCUUUGCGGAGCCUGGUGUUGUCUGAGAACAGCAUCAGCCCAGAGCUGCAGCAGCAGAUCUGUGACCUUCUCUCUGAGGGGGAGGAGGAGGAGGAGGUCACAGGAGGGGCUGGCGACACCCAAGAAUGGGAGAGAGGCAGGGAGCCUAGUACUCACCAGAGGGGCAGUAGCUCCUGGAUGUGCCCUAGUGAUCCCAGUUCUCAGAUGGUGCUAAUGACAUCAGGACUAGGGGACAGUCUGUUGGCUGAGACCGAGAUGUGACUCUCCACUUGGGCUUCUGCACAUCAUUACAUCUAUGUUCGCAGCACCUCACCCAAGAUAUCAGGGUCAGGCCCUGGACCUUGGGAAGCAGCAGGGCAGAGUUGCCUGCAGCUCUGGAAGCCCCUGGCAGCAUGAUGGGGAAGGAAGCUUUGGAAGCUGUGACUGGGCAACAGCCUUGGGGGGCCCCGAACUCAAGGCAAUGCCUCUGGACUUGCUGGCAGCUCUAGCUGCAACCCACUGGCUCGGAAGAUAUUUUAUGAAUUCCACAA
Messenger RNA from Otolemur garnettii (small-eared galago), 1318 nucleotides. RefSeq names its product leucine rich repeat containing 73 (gene LRRC73). Lineage: Eukaryota; Metazoa; Chordata; Mammalia; Primates; Galagidae. The transcript has 6 exons. Bases 99 to 1049 code for a protein of 316 amino acids. The record is from RefSeq and is a predicted model, not a curated record.